CAGUUCUGUACUCAACGGGUAUAGCUUCUGCACCUCCAGUACCUCAGUCCAUCUUCCCAUCUUCCACCACCCAUCCCAACUCGCGUUGCAUUUCCCCCUUUCACCGCAACAAUCUAGCGAUCAGUACGACGACGACGACCACGACCGGCGACAACGACGACCACGUAACAAACCACCACAAUGACCACAGCCCAUAGGCCCACCUUCGAUCCCGCACGGGGCAAAGAAGCACUCCGCGGGCCCGCCUACCAUCAACGCCUCCUACCGGCCUACACCAAGCUCAAGUACCGUCAACCAGGCCAAGGCGGCGACGAAGCAGAAGACGAGGGGCGUGACCUCGCCUCCGAGCUUCUGGCCGCCGAAGCCGCCCAUUUCGCCAAGAAGAACGGCAAAGCCCUCACCCCUUCGGCCGAUGCGGACGCCGACGCCGACGCCGACGCGGCGCCCGCCACCACGCAGGGCGUGAAGCGCGGCCUUGAUUCGGGCCCAUCCGGCGGACCAGGAGGCGGAGGAGACGCAGAAGAAGAUUUCGAAGCGAAACGACGCCGCAUAUUAGAAGAAUCACGGGACAUCGACGCCGAUUCCGAGGACGGCAGCGACAAGGACGAUGGUGGCGACCAUGGUGAUGAUGAUGAUGACGACGACGACGACGACAGUGAGGAAUCAGAUAGCGACGACGAAGACGCGGAACUGCAACGCGAGAUGGAGAAGAUUCGGCGCGAGAGGGCGGAGAGGCGGGCACGCGAGGAGCGCGAGAAGGCCGAGGCGGAGGAGGCGGCGCGGGAACGAGACAUUGCGCUCGGGAAUCCGCUGCUUAACAAGCCUGACUUUACCAUUCGGAGACGGUGGGACGACGAUGUGGUCUUCAAGAACCAGGCUCGUGGGACGGAUGAUAGGAACAAACCCAAGGAGUUUAUCAAUGAUAUGUUGAGAUCCGACUUCCACAAGAGGUUCAUGAGCAAGUAUGUCAGGUAGACUUUGGUCAUUGGAAAUAGGAGUUAUAUAUAAUAAGAUUCACGAUACCCGAUGCCCGAUACCCGAUGCCCGAUACUCCUACUUUACCCCCUCCUCCCGCGCCCUCAUGUCGCUCGCUCGCUCGGCUACAGGAUUUUCUUCGGUUCACCCCGGAUCCGCGUCACACCAACCUUCUUAUCCACGAAUUCACGCUCGUCCGGCUCGAUAGUGUUCAGGUAGUAGUCGUCCUUGAAUGCGUUGGCGAAUACUUCCAUGCUCGGGACCUCGAAGACGGCACAUCCAUCGUAGUCAGCCAGUGGGCUGGGUCCUGAUGAUUCGGGCCCAAUGGGCGCAACCCCUUCG
This is a messenger RNA of Sodiomyces alkalinus F11, 1317 nucleotides long. RefSeq names its product Cwf15/Cwc15 cell cycle control protein. Gene Ontology annotation, biological process: mRNA cis splicing, via spliceosome. Bases 181 to 975 code for a protein of 264 amino acids. The transcript is spliced from 2 exons. Gene Ontology annotation, cellular component: catalytic step 2 spliceosome. Gene Ontology annotation, molecular function: RNA binding. The record is from RefSeq and is a predicted model, not a curated record. NCBI's taxonomy places the organism in Eukaryota, Fungi, Ascomycota, Sordariomycetes, Glomerellales, Plectosphaerellaceae.